This is a messenger RNA of Stomoxys calcitrans (stable fly), 5919 nucleotides long. It is a transcript of the gene spir, whose product is annotated as protein spire. Bases 680 to 4387 code for a protein of 1235 amino acids. The transcript is spliced from 19 exons. Gene Ontology annotation, cellular component: cell cortex; cytoplasmic vesicle membrane. The record is from RefSeq and is a predicted model, not a curated record. Gene Ontology annotation, molecular function: actin binding. Gene Ontology annotation, biological process: actin filament polymerization; actin filament network formation; establishment of meiotic spindle localization. NCBI's taxonomy places the organism in Eukaryota, Metazoa, Arthropoda, Insecta, Diptera, Muscidae.
GUUUGAAUUUCGUGACAUUAAAAUGUUAGAGCGGAAAUGCCGGGAAAGUUAUUGUUAUGUUAUUCGUUAUUCGGUUAUUCGAUGCGAUUCGAUUUGUGAUUUGUUAUUAAUGUCAAACCAAUUAAGUGAAUCGGAAAAAUUCCAGUGUUGAUAACAAAAACAACAACAACAAGAAACAAUUACAACAAAUAUAAAUCAAAUCAUCUGUGUUACGUUGUCCGUACGUGUGUUUUAUGUUUGUGGCGCGUUUUUAUGUCUCUAUGUUCCGUUUGUUUUUUGACAUCAACUAAAAAAAAAAUAAAAAAAAAAUCUGACCCCCCAACAAGCCGGAACGCAAAUACCCUAAAAAUAACAACAACAACAAUCUAGUGUCACUGUAGUGAGAACCAGUGUUUUUUCGCAAACAGUUUUAAUUGAGAUAAACAAACAAACAACAACAAAAGAAAACUAGGUAUUAAAAUUUUGUUUCAAUGCUUUGUGGUGUUGACCUUUCGACCACCACAAGAGUGAAUAAAAAGAAGAAAAUCCAUUUUAAAUGGAGGAGCCCCACUACUGUCAUUGUCUUGUAACUGAAUGUUGAGUGUGAAAAAAAAGAAGUGCAAAACGUCCAUAGUUCAUUGUUUGUGUUACUUAGAAUCUUAACUUAAUUACCACCAGACGACAGACAUUUAGCACCAAAAUGACCACAGAAAUCCAAGAAAAUUUUGGCGAUCCCAUCAAGCCGCAGCAACAAAGCAACAUAAGUCAGAAUGGCAAAGAUCAAACCGUAGAUGAAGGUGGAGGAGGCGAAUUAGAAGCUGGCAAAUAUCCUCCUUCCACUUUCGUCACUCCCGAGCAGAAUCAGCAAAUGCUUAACACCACUACAAAUGACGCAGGCGCUCAUGAAUGCUCAAGCAGCAACAACAACAACAAUAAUAAUGACUCUAAAAUAAUGAAUUGCUCCUCCAACAGCAGCAGCAGCAACAAUCUAGCAGCCAAAGUUAUCUAUGGCAGCCGCAGCAAUGGCAACAUUAAAUGCCCAAAAUUAUUGCAAACUUCAGAUGGUGAAGAGGGUUUCCUUUCCACCUCCCCGGAUAGCGCCAACGAAGAGCUGUUGCUUUCCAAAAGUGGUGGUGAACUUGAGCCAAAUGAAAUCACCACCAACAGCAACACCAAAAAUCAGCUGGGCAUCUGCUCUGUUUCUACACUUCCCCUACCCCCGCCCUCUAUAUACAAUUGCAGCAAUCCCAAGGACUGUGUCAAUGUCAAGAAUAUUUUGGAAUCUUUUAAGGCUCCCCUCUCCGAGGAGCAGGCCUGGGCUUUGCUAUAUCAGUUUAUAUCGCUGUAUAGGCGGGUGGCGGCCAGCGUCAAACGUUAUGUUUUCAAUGAAUUGGAAAUACCCGAAUGCAUGGACAAUAUGAGUUUGCAUCGUGAUGGCAGUGUACAUUGCAGCUGGAGUGAGUUGGAGCGCAACAAACGUCAGCAGGCAAUACAGCAGCGUGAACAGGCCCAAGAGGCAGAUCAAAGUGGUGACUUCAAUCAUGCCCAGCAUAUUGCAUCCCAUAAAAAGGUUCUUCGCAAGAUUGCAGUUGUCGUUUAUAAUGCAUUGGACUACAAUUUACACGAAGAUGAGCAAUGUCAAAUGUCCCAAGAGUUGGAGGAACUUAUUACCCAUAUGACAGUGGAUGAUGAUGAAACCGACGAUGAGUGCAUUGAUGACUGCAUCGAUGAAGGCAUUGACGAGGGAUAUAAACGUUGGGAUGAUGACCACGAUGAAACCAAAGAAUUCGAUUUUGUCUUAGAGGCCUGCAAGAAUCACAUAAAACCUACAGUACCUGAAGAGCACUAUAAAGCGGUGUGUCGAGCUUUAGUAACCGAAACCUUAGAAUUGCGAAUAUUUUUACAACAAGUUUUAAAUAAUGGUGCUGAUAAUUUACAUUUGAAAGCCGAUUCCCAAGCUUCACAGCAGGAAUUGGCCAAAUUUGACUUCAACGAUUGGCAAGAGUUACAAAUAUGGAGGGCCAUACAAGCACGAUUUUGGGUGCAAGUCAUUGACGAACUGAGACGAGGUGUGCGGUUAAAGAAGGCCAAUUAUGAGAGGGCCCCCAUCGAAUAUGAAUUAACACCCUAUGAAAUACUCAUGGAGGAUAUAAGGUCAAGAAAAUAUCAAUUGCGCAAGGUUAUGGUAAACGGUGAUAUUCCGCCACGCGUGAAAAAAGAUGCGCAUGCGCUGAUUUUAGACUUUAUUCGGUCAAGGCCGCCUCUCAAGAAGGCAUCUGAACGUCAACUCCCACCUCCAAUUAAGCGUACCCCCUCGCCACGUGAACAGCUCAUGGAUUCAAUACGCAAGGGACGUACACUAAAGCACAUACCAUCACCCACAUUACCCCGCCUUAAAGAUCGUUUGCUUCCACCUUCUACCACAACAUCAUUGUCAUCGGCAGCGGUGGCAGCAUCCAACCAACAUAAAUCGCGAGACUCAUUAAAGCAGCUCCAGGAGAUGAACGAGGUUACCCAUUCCACGCCACGUUCAAAGCAGCGUCUAAUCAAAGUGGAUUUCUCAUUGUUGCAGGACGACGAUACUUGUUUCGAUGAGACCUCAUUGGCCUCCACAACCUCAUCAGCGUCGACGACUGUUGGCCAGCAUGGACAUGGCCAGCACCACAACCACAGCGUCAACAUAGGUGUGUGUUCACAGCCAAAAAUGCCUCCAUAUCCCAUUGGUGGCUAUAUGGUGGUGAAUGAUGCCACCUCAGUAAUGAGUGCAGCGGCGACGACGGGUAAAGGACCUACAACAUCCAACACCAAUGCUAGCAACAUUAGCAAUACGACCACAACACAAGUGCCCACAACGACACGUGUUACGCGUCGCACAACAAAAACUGAGGAUCCCUAUACAAAGGAUGAUUAUCAUAGAUUCUUUGACAACGCCUUAGAAUCCUAUGAUCUGGCCACACAAUGUGAGUCUCGCCGAGCAUCGCAGCGUAGACAUACCAUAGUCGGUUGCCAAAGUAAUGUGGACGAGACGCAUUCGAUGCCUCCCUCAAGGCCAGAAUCGCGGCAGUCGGAUAAACACAACAUCAAUGUUGGAGGUGAUUCUGUGAGCACAGCCAAACAGCUUCACAAUGAUUAUAACCAACAACAGGAAACUCAAAGCCACCCCACAAACCAUCAGCAGCCACAGCAGCUAAAGAGACCCCAAAGCCCCGACAAUGAGGACAGUUGUACUGAGAGUCGUUCGUCAUCCUCGUUAGGCCCGUGGAACAAAUCAUUUAUGGAUGAAAAGACCUGGAACGAACGUGGUGACGAUCGUCUCUCGCUAACGCUUGAGGAAAUUGUCCACAUUCGUUCGGUUAUGACCAAGGCCGAAUUGGAAGGUCUUCCCGUUGGUAUACGUGUCAAGGAGGAUGUCGAAAAGCGUAAAAUCUGUUUUCUUUGCCUGCGUACACGAUUCUCAAUAUUCGGUCCUUGGGGUAUACAGUGUAAGAUAUGCCAGCGUACCGUGUGUUCCAAAUGCUAUACCAAAAUGCGCAUUCCCUCGGAACAUUUUCGCAAUGUUCCUUUGGUUUUAAUAUCACCCUCAUUACUAUCAAGUCCCGCUGGUUCGAGCACCCCCUCACCAUCACAUCAUGCCCGUUAUAUGCACUCCUCAUCGACGGGCAAUAUCUUAGAUGAAACCUUUCCCAAGUCUUUGAUUGAAAGGCUAAUGGGUUCAGAAGCAGAGCGUAAAGCUCGCAAUUCUGUGGGCAGUGCUCCAUCAUCUCCAAAACACCAAAGAUCUAACAUGAGUACCCCCGGUAUUAUGGCUGUAGGUGGCAGUGGUGGCAAUGUUGAUGUUGCUGCUGCAGGUCAGGCAGUUGAGGCUAUACACGAUACAUCAUCCACAAUGACCACUUCCUAUACGGCUGGUACCACCACCUCAUAUAACACACAUCAGCAUUCACAUCCUCACCAUCAUCCUGCACAUCAGCAGCAGCACAAUAUGCAACAAACCACCUAUCAUCCCCAGCAUCAUUAUGCUUCCAUGGCCAUUGCCAAUGGUAUUCAAUACCACCAUGGCAGCGGUAAGGAGAAUCAUGCCACCAACAACCGACAUUUUAGCAUUAUGUCGCGCAGCAUGGAGGGACCCCGCAGUUUGCCAGUGCAUAGUCCAGCAUCCAGGCCACACUCGAACAGCAGCACAUUGGAUCGAAAAAGUAAAUUUUCCCGAGCCUAUACUCUGUCGUCAUCGGGCACCCAACUCAGCCAGGAUCAGAAAGAUAACAUACGCGGUGAAUUGGUACCGGUGUGCAAUGAUUGUCGUGGUCUAGUUAUGGAAAUAUCCAGAUCGGCCAAACAAAAACGAUCUUCAGCCCGCAAUAGGGCCAUUAAGAAUCUCACCCUUGACUUAUCGCCUGUAUGGAAAUGAAGAGGCACUCACACACACACACACACGAAUGCUUUGUGUUUAACUGCAAAUUGAUUGGAAGUUUAAUGAAUGAAAAAAAAGGCCACUGCAUUUGUAAAUGAGAGAGAUAAGAUAACAUCACAACACAUACACACACACACAUACAAAUGGCGCUUUCAACAAAUGUUCUCAUCAUAAUAAACUAUGAGUUAUGAAAAGUUAUGAAAGAGAAGAAAAAUAAGAAGAAGUAGAAGUAGCGACCAACAACAGUUAAAGGUGAACUGAAAUGAAGACUACAAGAAGCAGAAUUUCAAAGGACUAUGAAAAUAAGGAAAUUGCAACUUUUUUAUGUUAAAGGAAAAAACCAAAAAUUAUAUAUUCCCGCCCCCGCCCAAUGACCCCUUAGACCCACACUUGUAAUUGUUGAAUGUGUUGAUAUUUGUAAAUGUAUAUGGCAAAACCAAGACCACCAACUCAUCACCAGAGUUGAUAUCUUUGGGAUGAUGUACCAUACUCCCUAUAUAUACCCAUAAAUGUAUUGAAAAUACCCAGGCUUUAUUAAAUAACAACAAGAAAAAGCAUUGUUAGAUGUUUUUAUAAGAAUGAUAUUGGAAAAACUUAUGACCACAAGAUUUUCAUCUUAAAGUUUUUAAGUCAAAAUAUCACAAAUUAGUUUUGUCUAAUGGUUCGUUAUGCUUUAUUUACUAUCCACACCCACCUCAAAAAAGAGGUUAUCGUUUGUAUUUUGUUUGCCUCUAACUCGUAGACAUGAAGAGAAUCAAAAGUUUUAUGUUACUGUUUUUUUGUUUUUAAAUUAUAAAAAAAUUUCAAAUUUUCAAAGUUACGCACAUUUAGAAAAAAAAGAAAAAUCUUACCAACUAAACUGCAUUUUGAGUUACUAUUAAGUUAUCCUGUGUGUGUGUAAAUCAAUAAUUGUUUAAGUAUUCUUCAUAUGGACAUUUCGUUAUUUCAUUUGGUACUACCCAUUGCAGCAAGCCCGCAAUUCGAUUUUCGCAACCUUUGAGUUGGCUAAAUUUGUGUUCUUCUACCAAAAAUGUUCGUUAAAUUUGUUUUCGUUUUUACAACUAACUCUUAUCUCUUUGUAUAUGUGUAUACGAUAGCAGCAGCAUUAGCAACAGCUUAAAUUUAAUUUGAUAUAAACUUCUGUUUUGACGUUAUUUUUGUAUUUAUAUAAAUAUGCUAAUGUUUAUUUUUUUUAUUAUUCAAUAGAAUUUUCGUUUAGAGACUUAACUUUAGUAUUUGUUUCCCAAACUAAAACUGUACGCAAUUAAUUUUUUUUAAGUUUUAUACCUAAAAGAAAUGAUAUAUGCUAUAUUUAUUCUAUUUUUUACUAUUACAUUAUUAGGUAUAUAUAAAUAUAUUUAAACAAGAAGAAAAAGAACAACAAAAAUAUAUAUUAUAACUAAACAAGCAUAAAAUUUCUUAUAAUGUCCUGUCUCCUUUUCCUUAUAUUUUUCGCCCCCCUCCCCCAUCCCCAAUUCAAAUAUAUAGGUAACUAGUUGGCCGUUUAAGUGCAAACGUUUCGUAAAUAA